Fusarium coffeatum is the source of this 609-nucleotide messenger RNA. RefSeq lists its product as uncharacterized. The transcript is spliced from 3 exons. Lineage: Eukaryota; Fungi; Ascomycota; Sordariomycetes; Hypocreales; Nectriaceae. Bases 1 to 609 code for a protein of 202 amino acids. The record is from RefSeq and is a predicted model, not a curated record.
AUGCCUUCUCUUCGAACAGUCGUUCUCGCAGCUGCUGCUUCAGCUGUCACCGUUGUCAAUGCCGACUAUGUGAUCGACCCCGAGAGUGUGCCCAUCGCUCAACGCCGUGUCUGGUGCAUGAACGAGAAGGAGACAUGCCCAAUGAUCUGUGAGCAGACUAGUAAGGGAGAUGCCAAGGUCAACGAAUGUGAUCCUAAAACCCUUACGUACGGAUGUAUCUGCAGUGACGGCAAGCAGCCUAACAUAUCCGAAUACUCGCUCACUCUGCCUUUCUACGUCUGCCAGGAAUGGGGAAACCAGUGUGUUGAGGAUUGCAAGGGUAGCGCCUCCUGUGCUUCCGCCUGCCGAGAGGACAACCCUUGUGGUGCCAGCAACCCUAAGAAGUACAACACCACAUCGACAGCUACCGACAGUGCUGCUGUCAAGGCCACAGCUAGUGCCACUGAUGACCCCAACACAGUCUAUACCGGCACCCCUGGAAGCGAGGAUGACGACUCUGAGUCGGCCGAGUCAACAAAGACCAACGGCGCUGCUGUCAUCGAGGUUGGUCGAACAUGGGGCCUGACUAUUGUCUUGGGCACCAUCUUCGCCGGCUUUGCCAUGCUAUAA